Ostrinia furnacalis (Asian corn borer) is the source of this 999-nucleotide messenger RNA. RefSeq lists its product as uncharacterized. The transcript is spliced from 2 exons. The record is from RefSeq and is a predicted model, not a curated record. Bases 37 to 732 code for a protein of 231 amino acids. Lineage: Eukaryota; Metazoa; Arthropoda; Insecta; Lepidoptera; Crambidae. Gene Ontology annotation, molecular function: DNA binding.
CCAGUCGCUCAGUCGUGCCCUAAACGCCGCGCCACGAUGUUCAGCGACCGGCUGGACAUCAAGCUCAUCGGGCUGGUCCGAGACCACCCGGUCUUGUACGACCUCAACCACCCCAAAUACAUGGACUUCAAUGCACGAGAAGUCGCCUGGCAAAGGAUCGGGGACGAACUCAAGAGACCCGCUGGUGAUUGCAAAGUCAGAUGGAUAAACAUCAGGGACGUUAACAGAAGAAUAAUCAAGAAGAACCUCACAUAUCCCCGCGCCAUCCACCGUGUGUACAAAUACGAGGCAGAAUUGGCUUUUAUGAAGCCUUUCUACAAGGACGUCGUGGUGCCCGCCGACUAUGGUGCCGGAGACGACAAGAGCCAGUGGGACGAUGCUGGAGACGACAACUGCGAUCUUCCCGUAGACACGGACGAUUCGGAGAAGUCAACCAAAAAGGUCGCUAAAGUAUCCAAAAAGUCGAAAAAGAAAAAGAAAUGGGACUUCGAUGAGGAUGAGAAGCCGCUGUCGACGAUCAACGACGCGCCCUCGACUUCGUCUGACUUCGAUCCGGCGGAUCCUGUGGACGCAUUCCUGCUGAGCAUUGGCGCUACAUUGAAAACUUUUUCACCGUAUCAUCUGAAUCUGGCGAAGAGCAAAAUUUUCAACGUGGUCCAAGAACAUGAUUUACAACAGAUCGUUCAGAAGUCCAGCGAUGUGAAGUCUUCGGAUAAUAUUUACAUGGAGUGAUUGUCUCAUCUAAAUUUUAGUUCAAAGUUAAAUGUUAGUUAUAAAGUUAUUAUAAGUACUUUCGCUUAAGAUUUGGCUACGAGUGAAUAUUAAGAUUGUGUUAUGUGAUAACUUUUCAGUUAAUGUACGAGUGUACUUUAAGUUUUAUAAUUUGUUGAGUGUUUUUCCAAAAUUGAGAGAAAUAUGAAUGGUUAAUAAAGUGCUAACUAGAUUUAUGAGUACUAAGUAUGUUUUAGGUGAUUAAAAAUUAUAUUUGAUGAAAAUAAA